This is a messenger RNA of Rotaria socialis, 885 nucleotides long. The record is from the annotation of a GenBank genome assembly. NCBI's taxonomy places the organism in Eukaryota, Metazoa, Rotifera, Eurotatoria, Philodinida, Philodinidae.
AUGUCUGUUAAAGAAAAACGAAUACCACGAGUAUUAUCCAUUCAAAGUCAUGUUGUUCAUGGAUUUGUUGGCAAUAAAUGUGCAACAUUUAUCCUACAGCUUUAUAGUUUCGAAGUUGAUGUGAUUAAUUCUGUUCAUUAUUCAAAUCAUACUGGAUACAAAGUAGUAAAAGGUAGUCGAUUAAGUGUCGAUGAACUUCGAGCUAUUUUUCAAGGUUUAAUUGCAAAUGAAAUUUUCGAAUAUGAUUAUAUUUUAACGGGUUAUAUGGGUUCAGGUGAAUUAUUAGCUGUUAUUGCUGAAUAUGUACGUCUUAUCAAAUCGAAAUCUCCUCAUGUAAAAUACCUUUGUGAUCCAGUAAUAGGUGAUAAUGGUAAACUUUAUGUCGAUCAAUCCUGCAUUGAAAUGUAUAAGAGUGUAAUUCUUCCUCUAGCUGAUAUUGUUACUCCAAAUGAUUUUGAAUUAGAACAAUUAGUUGGAUCACAGGUUAAAAGUAAUUCUGAUCGUUAUGAAGAACAAGUCCUUUGGCAAUCAAUACAAUCUUUACACAAGAUGGGUCCUACUCAUAUUAUUGUUUCUAGUAUAUCAGCAGCUAAAUUAGGUGGUAAAGAAGAUACGCUGCAAAUAGGCUGUUUUACUGGUACAGGAGAUUUAUUUUCUGCUUUGAUUCUUGCUUGGUUUCACAAAGAGAAGAAUCUUAUCUCAGCUUGUGAAAAAUCUAUAUCUGUUCUUCAUCAAGUUUUAUUAAAAACCAUUGAAUUAUGUGACUCAAUUAAUAUUCAUAAUACUUGUGGUAAUGAAUUAAAACUGAUUGAAAGUAAAACAGCUAUCGAAGCAGCUGAAACACUAUUUCAUGCAGUUAUUAUCGAUACGAACAUUGUUCAAUAG